UCAACAGCUUGCAGUGCUUUUGCUUCCCCUUCACAGCAGUAAAGGUGUGCCACAGGGUCCUGGACUAUAGCAUCCGCUGGCCUCAGACAUGGCUCAUCUGGCCCUGCCUGUUUUCCUCGUUCUCAGCUUCUCCUUGCUCUGUUGCAGCCGACCAUCUAGCGCUAGGAAAGCUGUGUCACCUCGGCAGUCAGGAGCUGUAGAGGAUGAUGAUGUGAAGUCCCAGCUUGAGAGAUUGUGGCAGGAGGUGACCUUACUGAAAGAGAUGCAGGCAUUGCAGACAGUGUGUCUCCGGGGCAUCAAAGCUCACAAGAAGUGUUAUCUAACAAUUGAUGAACCUAAACAUUACCAUGAGGCAAAUGAAGACUGCAUUGCUCAGGGAGGAACUCUCGCAACGCCACGAGACAUGAUGGAAAACAAUGAGUUGAGAGACUACGCAAAGAGGAGUUCCCCAGGAUCCAGGGACUUCUGGAUUGGUGUGGCAGACAUAGUGAAAGAAGGCCAGUACGUUGAUGUCAACAGCCUGCCAGUCAGCUUUUUUAACUGGGAUCGCUCCAUGAAGCAGCCCACAGGAACGAAGAGGGAAAGUUGUGUUGCUCUUUCUGUGGCUGCACAAGGAAAGUGGUAUGAUGAGGUGUGCCGCAGCCUCAAGAAGUACAUCUGUGAAUAUGUCAUUCCCUGAGGGGGAAGCUGAUAAUUAGAUGAUAUUUUUUGAGGGUUCAACUGAUUAAAACUGCAAAAAUGUGUUAUCCAUCCACGUCAGGGACAGUGUGAAAUACAUGUUGUUAAGUAGAUUUAAAAUAAGCUUUGGUGAUCACAAUAGUAACUUAUCACUGGAUUAUCUGGUGAUGAAAAAUGUCAGGGAGAUUCAUAUUUUAGCAACUCUCAAAGUCUGAGAUGAUGACUAUAUAGCAAGUGAUAUGAUAAAUUUUA
Melanotaenia boesemani (Boeseman's rainbowfish) is the source of this 930-nucleotide messenger RNA. RefSeq names its product C-type lectin domain family 3, member A (gene clec3a). The coding region runs from base 89 to 679 and encodes 196 amino acids. The transcript has 3 exons. The record is from RefSeq and is a predicted model, not a curated record. Lineage: Eukaryota; Metazoa; Chordata; Actinopteri; Atheriniformes; Melanotaeniidae.